AUGGCCGCUGUCUCGACUUCAAGCUUGGCCACGGUGACUCAGGUCAGUGUGUUGACCGAGGCUGAAUACGGUUGUGAGCACCUCGCUGCCGUUCUCAAAGACGGCGGAGAUCGCGGCGCCAAAUUCACAAUUGGAUUUAUGAAGCAAAUUGCCGCCCGGUCCCCGAUUGUGUCUGCACCUGAAACCAAUGGCGCCAAGUCGUCGGCACCUUUUACACGCCCGUCUACGAAGCCAGAGUAUAUCUGUGUGAACUGCACGGAAACAUUUAGAAAUGGCGACCGGCAUACGCAUAGUGAAAAGACGAAGCAUUUCUUUUAUAUCGACUCGCGGACAGGCGCACUGUUCUGUCAGGAAUGUCGAGAUUUUGUAUAUGACCAUGAGCUAGACAAAAUCCGAGGCAUGGCAUCGGGACUACCGUCUCGGGCUCGGAUUAGCGCAGACAAAGUCGACAGUGUGCGGAUGACGAAGAUGAUAGAACAUGCAGUCCUAGAUGCAUACGCCCAGGCGAAGAGAGACAGAGAGUCGCCUAUGAAAAACAGCAAAGAACUGUCCAAGACCACUGCUUAUGUUCUCAAAAGUCUGAUCGAAAAGACCAGCCCCUUGGCCAAGAAGCGAAAGGCCAGCGAGAUUUCGACCGACGAGACCAACGGCGACCAUGCAGGUCAAAAUGGGGUCAAUGGAAGCGUAUCUGAUGAGGCGGUCGAGCUCGAGGCGGACGAGUCGUAUGUACGGGCGAAUGCAACGAAACGGAUAUGCCAGAGUGAGGGGCUCCGGGGUUUGUUUAAUCUCGGACAGACUUGUUACAUGAACGUUGUUCUGCAAACGCUACUACAUGAGCCGCUUUUGAAUGCCUACUUUCUGGGGAAUGGACACCGGUACUACGAGUGCGCCGUCGACGGGUGCGUGCUGUGCGCGGUGAGCAAGGCAUUUGCCGACUUCAACGGGUGUGAUAAAAAGGAUGGGAUCACGGCAGAGCAGCUGCUGUACUCGACGUGGAAGAACCAUCCUGCGCUCGCUGGAAACCACCAGCAGGACGCACACGAGUUCUACCAGUUUCUAGUAGGCGGACUGCACGCGGCGACUUCGAUGGAAGACGACCAAAUGAAAUGCCAUUGUUUCUUCUGCAAGGCGUUUUUCGGCAAGUUCCAAAGCACGCUGACGUGCCAUAUGUGCCAGCACACGAGCCGCACGGAGCAGACGCUGCUGGAGCUGAGUCUGGACGUGCAGCUGCAUUCGAAAAAGCGGCCGAUGAAUGGGAUGUCUACGCCAACGCUGGCCAAGUGCCUGCAGUCGUGGGUGUCGCCCGAGGAGCUGAUUAUGGAGGGAUACCAGUGCCAGGGCUGCCACGGAUACCCAGACAAGCUCACGAAGCAGCUGCGAAUCAAGCGACUGCCGGCGAUGCUGUGCAUGCAGAUGAAGCGCUUCGAACAAACCCAAUCGGAAACGCGCAAAAUGCAAGGCAAAAUCGACUUUCCGCUGGAAAUCAACAUGCAGCCGUACACGGUGGCGAGCAAGGCGCACAAUAAGGGCCAGAGCGAAGGGUUCAUGUACGAUCUGGUGUCGACAGUGGUGCACGAUGGAGUAGGAUUAAACGAAGGGCACUACAUUGCAUAUGUCAGGCAGGGGGAGCGGUGGUGUUUGUUCAACGACGACAAGGUGACGUUGGUGACAGAGCGCGAGGUGCUGAAUGCGGAUGCGUAUUUGCUGUUUUACACGCUGCGGUCGUUGGCGUGGUGA
Molecule: messenger RNA, 1737 nt
Organism: Talaromyces rugulosus
Lineage: Eukaryota; Fungi; Ascomycota; Eurotiomycetes; Eurotiales; Trichocomaceae
Exons: 5
Coding region: 1-1737 (578 amino acids)
Biological process (GO): protein deubiquitination
Molecular function (GO): cysteine-type deubiquitinase activity; zinc ion binding
Source: RefSeq, a predicted model, not a curated record